CACCAGAGUUUGAACGUUGGUAAAUUCUCGGUCGUUUCAAACUGUCCACAUAGAAACAAGUGCUCAAGAAUAUGUGAAGCCCCUGGCGAUGCAUACACACGCUGCCGCUGAGAGGACUUGGAACGUCGGUCUGUAGCAGAUAGAGGGAUGCACGCCUCUCUCAGUAGAUUAUCCUCACGCAUAUUGGUUCAGGUUACCAAUCACAAUGAUGCAAAGGAGACGAAACACAAUGGAGAACCCUUUAUUCUAUUCAUCUCACAGCCAACAUCACGGAUGGAUUCAAGUCUCAGAUAUGAGGGGUCCUCCAGGCCACUGGAUGUCAUGUGGUCACCCGUGUGCUGAACAUGCUGUGUGGAACCCCAAAUUCUGUGUGGUCACUGACUAUCAAAUGCUGCUGCUGGACAGAGAGGAGAUACACCCUCUGCUCCUACAGAAGAAGAGGACUGACACCUGCAAAUCCAGACUGCUGCGUCGCACCAUCAGUGUUCCUGUGGAGACGCAGUUCCCGGAAUUACAAUGUCAUCUCUCAGUGGACAACGACUCUCCACCUGAGAAAACAGGGCGGAGACGUAGCAUGCCAGGCUCUGCCCCUGACAAACCCCCGCCCACAAUGGAGCCCACUGCUGCUGCUGCUACACCCUUCAGGGUCACAGGGUUUUUGAGUCGCAGGUUAAAGGGCUCAAUAAAGCGGACUAAGAGUCAGCCUAAACUGGACAGGAACAGCAGUUUCAGACACAUCCUGCCAGGCUUCAGACCAGUGGACACCGACAGGUCUCAUCUGAAUCCCAGGCUGAAGGAGUCGCGCUCUCACGAGUCUUUGCUCAGUCCCAGCAGUGCAGUAGAAGCUCUGGACCUCAGCAUGGAGGAGGAGGUCCUUAUUAAACCAGUGCACAGCUCCAUCCUCGGACAAGAUUACUGCUUUGAGGUGAGCACCUCCACAGGUAGUAAGUGCUUUUCUUGUCGUUCGGCCGCAGAGAGAGACAAAUGGAUGGAGAACCUGCGACGGGCCAUCCACCCUAAUAAGGACAACAGUCGGCGGGUGGAGAAUACGCUUCAGCUGUGGAUCAUCGAAGCUAAGGACCUUCCGGCCAAGAAAAAGUACUUCUGUGAGCUCUGCCUGGACGACAGCCUCUAUGCCCGCACCACCUGCAAGCUGAAGACGGAUAACAUCUUCUGGGGUGAACACUUUGAGUUCAAUAACCUCCCUACAGUCCAGAACAUCACCGUCCAUGUCUAUAGGGACUCAGACAAGAAGAAGAAAAAGGACAAGAACAACUACGUGGGGUUAGUGAGCAUUCCAGUGGUGAAUGUCACGAGCAGGCAGCUGGUUGAGAAAUGGUACCCAGUUAGCCAACCCAAUCCAGGUAAAGGGAAAACGGCGGGUCCCAUGGUCCGCAUCAAGACCCGGUACCAGAGCAUGAACAUCUUGCCCAUGGAGCUCUACAAAGAGUUUGCCGAGUACACCACCAACAACUACAUGCUGCUCUGCUCUGUGUUGGAGCCAGUCAUCAGCGUCAAGAACAAAGAGGAGAUGGCCUGCGCUCUGGUGCACAUCUUACAGAGCACCGGGAAAGCCAAGGAUGAAUUUCAAAACGCCAGUGUCUUUAAUGUAUUUUCUCUUUCUUCCACUGUAGGUGAGUUCAUAAAGGCUCUGUAUGAGUCUGAUGAGAACUGUGAGGUGGACCCAUCCAAAUGUUCAUCUAGCGAUCUAGCUGAACAUCAGAGCAACCUCAGGAUGUGCUGUGAGCUAGCCUUCUGCAAGAUCAUUGAGUCUUACCGUGUGUUUCCACGGGAACUUAAGGAGGUGUUUGCGUCGUGGAGACAGGAAUGUGGUAACCGAGGGCGACCAGAUAUCAGCGAGCGUCUUAUCAGCGCCUCAUUAUUUUUGCGUUUUCUGUGUCCGGCCAUCAUGUCGCCUUCUCUCUUCAACUUGACGCAGGAGUACCCAGACGACCGCACUGCACGCACACUCACUCUUAUCGCCAAGGUUACGCAGAACCUCGCAAACUUCACCAAGUUUGGUAAUAAGGAGGAGUACAUGUCCUUCAUGAAUCAGUUCUUGGAGCAGGAGUGGACCAACAUGCAGCGCUUCCUGCUGGAGAUCUCCAACCCAGAGACCAUCUCAAAUACUGCAGGCUUCGAGGGCUAUAUUGACCUGGGCCGUGAGCUCUCCACCUUGCACUCCCUUCUAGCUGAGGUGGUGUCCCAAAUGGACCAGAGUGCUACCUCCAAGCUUGGCCCGUUACCUAGAAUACUGAGGGAUGUACAUGGAGCAUUAACAAACCCAUUGAAUGUACAGAUGAGCAUUCCUCCUGAUCGUGUUCCCUCCCCUCCAACCCCUGGAUGCAGCAUCUCCAGUGGAUUACAAAAGAUGGCCAUCGACAGCGACCUACCAGGUAGCCCGAUGGACUUCACUCGCCUUCCUUCCCCCACCCCUGAAAACAAAGACCUCUUCUUCGUCACACGCUCUUCUGGCCUCCAGGGCUCCCCUGCCCGCAGCUCUAGCUACUCCGAGACCAAUGAACCCGAGCUGGGCCUGGCCAAUGGUGGCAAGAGCCUGUCCAUGGUAGACCUGCAGGAAGCGGCCAGGGCGUUAGAACCCGUCGCCAUCCCGGCGGGGAUCACUUCAGAAGGUUUGGGUGAGGGUGCCAUGGUUCCCUGGAAUGCACGGACUCCCCAAGGCAACGUUACCGGAGGCCCCACUCUUCACAGGCCAGGACAGACUCCCACUACCCCAGGAACAGAAGGGGCCCCAGGCAGGCCUACACAGCUCUUGGCCCCGCUAUCCUUUCAGAAUCCAGUGUACCAGAUGGCAGCAGGGUUGCCCGUGUCAGCUAGAGGGAAUGCGAGUGGGGAUUCUGGGUCGGAGUGUCACAGCUCCGUCAGUUCCCAUAGCAACAACGAGGAGGGUCUUGGAGGAACCAAACACACGUUCCUUACCCAGGGAGCUUUGGUGGGGGAGGAGUUUGCAAGGCGUUCAGGAGAUUUCUCGAGACGACAGCUAUCGCUAACUGACGCGCAUCAUGGAAACCAGCCUACGGUUCCACGACAGAUCAGCGCUGGUCCUCAGCGGCGGAUUGACCAGCCACCACCACCCACACAGACUGCACCCAGAGGACGAACUCCACCCAACCUAUUGAACUCCAGCCCCUACCCACGGCCUCCUAAUAACACUGUGAUGUCAUCAUCAGCUGACUGGCCUGGAAGUGGCGCACGGCUUCGACAGCAGAGCUCCUCCUCUAAAGGGGACAGUCCGGAAAUGAAGCAUCGCGCACCACAUAAACAGUGUAUUAAUGGCAAUCUGAGAAGACCGAGAGCUUUUAGAAGACUUUUAGCCUUCUUCAAGGCAGAAUUUACUCAGAGCUGCUUUCCUCCUAGACUGAUGUUGAUGUCUGUGGAGGAAGAGCUGAAGAAGGAUCAUGCUGAUAUGCAGGCAGUGAUUGACUCCAAACAGAAGAUCAUUGAUGCGCAGGAGAAACGGAUAACAUCUCUGGACGCGGCUAACGCGAGGCUAAUGAGCGCCCUGUCACAGCUGAAGGAGCGCUACAGCAUGCAGACGCGCAACGGCAUCUCUCCCACCAACCCCACCAAACUGCAGAUCACAGAGAACGGGGAGUUUCGCAACAGCUCCAACUGCUGAACGACAGAUCCACAGAGAGACGCAGUGAAAGAGAGAGGACGUGAGCAAGUGUGCAGAUAUUCUAUAAGUGAACACUGAGAGAAAUACUGCAGGUGAGGAUACUCAACACUGACUUUUGAUGGUCCGCAGAGCGUUUGUUUGGAAAUGUGGAGCGAGAUCCACUUUAAACAUCCACUGGUGAGACUACUGUUCAAGUACUUCAUGUUAGGACACGCCACUAGACAUUCAUUUGUGUUUCACAACAACUAACUGUAAAAGAUAAAAAAACAAUAAUACAGCUAACAUGGUGACAUUAUACAGAUACUAGGACCUUCUAGCCUGCAAAAAAAAGUCAUUUCACUUAAUUUAAAAUAGGUGUUCUCCAUACAGCCUUUGGAAG
This is a messenger RNA of Sinocyclocheilus grahami, 4019 nucleotides long. RefSeq names its product disabled homolog 2-interacting protein-like. The record is from RefSeq and is a predicted model, not a curated record. The coding region runs from base 206 to 3640 and encodes 1144 amino acids. Lineage: Eukaryota; Metazoa; Chordata; Actinopteri; Cypriniformes; Cyprinidae. Gene Ontology annotation, biological process: regulation of GTPase activity. The transcript has 17 exons.